GGCAGUGAGGACGUGUGUAUUUUGGACUGAGCCACAAGAUUUCCUUGUGCCAGAUAUUUUCCGGGUCCUGUGACUUAUCAGGUGGUUUGCGGUGAAGGAGGAGAGGAGAGGAGAGAAGAGAAGAGGAGAUUCGGGAGGGAAAGGAGGUUUUUUUUGCGGUGUUGUUUAUUUUUUGGGGGGUACUGGUUUGAUUAGGUCGCUGUGUAACAGUAAGUAAGAGUACCAGAAUGGCAGGAGGCUCCGUGUCGGAGUGUAAGGAGUACUUGUUUAAAGUUUUAGUGAUUGGAGAGUUAGGUGUUGGGAAAACCAGCAUCAUUAAACGCUACGUCCAUCAGCUUUUCUCUCAGCACUACAGAGCAACAAUUGGUGUUGACUUCGCCCUCAAAGUCCUCAACUGGGACAGCAAAACAUUAGUCCGUCUGCAGCUAUGGGACAUCGCAGGUCAGGAGCGCUUUGGGAACAUGACCCGAGUAUACUAUAAGGAGGCAGUGGGAGCGUUCGUGGUGUUCGACGUGACCAGAAGCUCCACGUUCGAAGCCGUGUCGAAGUGGAAGCACGACUUGGACAGCAAGGUGAAACUUGCAAACGGCAACCCUAUCCCGUCCGUCCUGCUGGCUAAUAAAUGCGACCAGAAGAAAGACAGCUCUAAUAACGCCUCGCUUAUGGACAACUUCUGCAAGGAGGCCGGCUUCCUGGGCUGGUUUGAGACAUCAGCCAAGGAUAACAUAAAUGUUGACGAGGCAGCCCGGUUCCUGGUGGAGCACAUUCUCCUGAACGACAAAGGCGUUCCGUACGAAGAGAGCAACGGCGACCGCAUCAAGCUGGACCAAGACCCCAUGCCUGCGGAGAGCAAGUCUGGUUGCUGCUAGCGUCAGGCCUCAAUCUGUCCGUUCGCCUGCAAUAAAGGAGGGGUUGUUGGCUACGAACUGAGACCCAAAGCCCCACCAUCAUGUCCUUUACUUCCUUCCAUUCAUGUUCAUCAUCCAUUUUGAAACCAAUGGCACAAGCACGUCUUAGCGUACGAGUCUCAGCUCUCCACGAGUGGAAACCGUAGCCAUGAAGAUUAUCAUUAUAUCGUUAUAUCAUUUAUAGUGACUCUUUCUCAGUCAUUCUCCCCCCCGUCUCUCUCUCUGGCUCAACACUGUUCAUAUAAGAUGUAUAUUUGUAGCCUUCAAUAGUGUCCGGUGCCAUAUUUUCGCCAUAUUUGUUUUGUUAUUGAGAAUAAACGCAACCCUAUGGGUGUCCUAGGAGGCUGUACCAAGUACAUGUUUGUUGUAUACAAAUUAAGACAUGGUUGUUGUUUUUUUUUUUUUGCGCAAAGAAUGAUUACGUAAUUUUCCACAGAGGUCAUUUUAAUCUGAAAGAAAAAGAGAAUUCUCUCUUUUUUUUUUUUGGGAGUUGUUAUAUCUACAAAAGUAAAAGUGAUAGCAUGUUGACCUUUAAAAAAAACAACAAAAAGAUUUCUAUUAGGAAUCUGUAUUUAAAAAAAAAAAAAAAGAUUUAGUUUCGAGAUUUAGUUCAGUUGUUCUACAGUUAUUUUUUCCUCCCAUUUUCUUUCUCAUUUUUUUUCUGUCCAUCAGUUGCUUCUCUGGAGAUCACUCAUAAGAAUCUUAUCAUACAGAAGAGGAACAUAGGAAUAUGUUUGUACGAGGUGUCAGGGUUUAGGUACUAAGUGGAAAUGUGGAAUCUAGAGACUGCAGCCUAUUCUAUGCAUAAGCUUGUGUUUCCGGUCACGUUCACGGCAAGGUUUUGAAGAGGUACGGAAUUGUUUGAGAACGUAUCCAUAACUCCAGCUCUGUAGAGAUAUAUGUAGAGAUGUGUGACAGUUUAAAACUGUUUUAAAUAUACUGGAUUCAACCUUGAAGCAAAAUAAAACUUUUUAAAAUAAAAUAAAAAAAGU
Ictalurus furcatus (blue catfish) is the source of this 1900-nucleotide messenger RNA. RefSeq names its product RAB32a, member RAS oncogene family (gene rab32a). Bases 228 to 869 code for a protein of 213 amino acids. The record is from RefSeq and is a predicted model, not a curated record. The transcript has 4 exons. Gene Ontology annotation, cellular component: trans-Golgi network; Golgi apparatus; vesicle. Gene Ontology annotation, biological process: vesicle-mediated transport. Lineage: Eukaryota; Metazoa; Chordata; Actinopteri; Siluriformes; Ictaluridae. Gene Ontology annotation, molecular function: GTPase activity; GTP binding.